AUGGGGAAGAAGCGGCAGCUGAUCUGCCUCGCGGCCGCCGUCGCCGCCGCGGCCAUCCUCCUGACAGCGUCGGCCAAGAAGUCCGGCGACGUCACCGAGCUUCAGAUCGGCGUCAAGCACAAGCCUGAGUCAUGUACCCUGCAAGCACACAAAGGAGACAAAAUUAAAGUUCAUUAUCGUGGGGCACUCACUGAUGGAUCAGUUUUUGAUUCUAGCUACGACAGAGGUGACCCGUUUGAAUUUACUCUUGGAAAUGGCCAAGUGAUAAAAGGUUGGGACCAAGGAUUGCUAGGUAUGUGCGUCGGUGAAAAGCGGAAGCUAAAGAUACCUGCAAAGAUGGGUUAUGGUGAGCGAGGCUCCCCACCGAAGAUUCCAGGUGGAGCAACUCUGAUCUUCGACACUGAGCUUAUCGCCGUCAACGGAAAGACAUCUGGCGGUGCAAAGGCAGAAACUGAUAGUGAGCUCUAA
Molecule: messenger RNA, 468 nt
Organism: Miscanthus lutarioriparius
Lineage: Eukaryota; Viridiplantae; Streptophyta; Magnoliopsida; Poales; Poaceae
Source: the annotation of a GenBank genome assembly